Molecule: messenger RNA, 1536 nt
Organism: Didymella exigua CBS 183.55
Lineage: Eukaryota; Fungi; Ascomycota; Dothideomycetes; Pleosporales; Didymellaceae
Product: amine oxidase
Exons: 2
Coding region: 1-1536 (511 amino acids)
Molecular function (GO): oxidoreductase activity
Source: RefSeq, a predicted model, not a curated record
AUGGAAAGAAAGCGCAUAGCGAUUGUCGGCAGCGGCGUUUCCGGCAUCAGCGCAUUAUGGACACUCCGCAACGCCGGACAUGAAGUGCAUCUGUUUGAAGCAGCAGAUCGUUUGGGAGGUCACGCAAACACAGUCCCAUGGACAUUCAACGGCGUCGAUACGCCCGUCGAUACCGGCUUCAUUGUGCUCAAUGCAGCGACAUACCCGAACUUUAUCCAGUUUCUCAAAGCUUUGAAUGUCGAGACCGACAUGUCAGAGAUGACCUUUGGCAUCUCGCGGGAUGCAGGCGCGUUCGAAUGGUCAGGCACAUCACUCGGCGCGCUUUUCGCACAGUCGUCCAAUGCCCUCAAGCCUUCCUUCUGGCGCAUGAUCUUCGACAUUGUCCGCUUUAAUCAGUUCGCGCUAGAUCUUCUUUCGAUACCUCCAGGGUCGGCUGCUGCGGCUAAAGCCAACCAGGAGAGCAUCGGCCAAUACCUGGAGCGAAACGGCUACUCCGACGCAUUCCGCGACGACUACUUGAUUCCAAUGACCGCCUGCGUGUGGAGCACUGGAGCCGACAAGUGCGCCCUAGAGUUCCCCGCCCUCACACUCAUCCGAUUCAUGUGGAAUCACCACCUGCUAACGACAGUGAGCGAGCGACCACCAUGGCUGACUGUCCACGGCGGUUCGAAGAACUACAUCGAUGCUGUCAUGCGAGAAUGCAAGGACGUGCACCUCCACCUUAGCACACCUGUUACAUCCCUUCAACGCAAAGACGGUCGCGUGCGCAUAUCCCUCGACGGCAAAGCCGGCUCCAUAGAGGAGACAUUCGACACCGUAAUCCUCGCGUGCCACGGCGACCAAGCCCGCGGCAUCCUCGGCCCGUCCGCUACCCUCGAGGAAAGCGACAUCCUUGACGCCUUCGAGACAACACCCAAUACCGCUUAUCUGCACUCCGACCUCUCGCUCAUGCCCAAGCGCCGUAGCGCAUGGUCCGCGUGGAACUACCUGACCACAACAACACCCUCGUCCGUCGCCUCGACCUCCAAUCCCUCCGGCAACCUCCAGACAGUGUCCUUGACGUACAACAUGAACAUCCUCCAGCACAUCCCCGUAGAAACUUUUGACAACGUCCUCGUCACACUCAACCCAGAGAACCCACCCGACCCGACACUCACACAGGCCACGUACUCAUACCGCCACCCACUGUACAACAGUGCCAUGGUUGCCGCGCAAGAAGAACUGCAUCGCAUCCAGGGCAAGAACGGGGUGUGGUACGCAGGCGCAUGGACGGGGUACGGGUUCCACGAGGACGGGUUCAGUAGCGGGAUGAGGGUGGGGUUGAAACUGGGCGGGGGCGUGCCGUGGGAGGUGCGGGAUGCGAAGUUUAGUCGCGGUAUGAAGCCGGAGUUGGAGUGGAAGGAUCACGCAGUUAGGAUCGUGGUUACUUUCGUACAACUCUGGAUCAGUGUGCUUGAGCGAGUGCUUGGUGUCGAGAGGCAGAGCACGGCAAGUGUUGGGCAUGGCACGGUCGAUGGUAAGGCGAAAGCUGCGUAG